Molecule: messenger RNA, 438 nt
Organism: Cyclocybe aegerita
Lineage: Eukaryota; Fungi; Basidiomycota; Agaricomycetes; Agaricales; Hemipholiotaceae
Source: the annotation of a GenBank genome assembly
AUGUCCCACCAAGAAGACAACGUUCGUAGUGUUAUCAAACAAUGGAUUGACUCCAUCGCCCGUCGUGACUGGGCCGCCUUAUCCUCCCUCGCCACACCAGAUGCAAUGUACUGGAUCGCCGGGCUCAAGUCGAAGAUACCAUACGCUGGUACUGAGCUCUACUCCGAACGAGUCAAGCUUAUUCGAAGCAUCUUUGGCCCGAUGUCGUUCUGGCACCCGGAGAUAGUGGACAUUACCGUCGAAGGUGACACCGGUGUUCUAGAAACCAAGGCAAAUGGAGAAGGGCCCAAGGAAGGCCAGAUAUACUCAAAUGCUGGUAUCUUCAAGUUUGUGGUGAGGGACGGGAAGAUCAUAGAGGUCAAAGAAUUCCUGGAUUUCUUUGCAGUGUAUGCGUACAUGGGCAUUGAGGUUGACGUGAAAUGGCCAUCCGAAGGGUGA